GGGAAAGGCAACCGAAUUAAGCCCAGUUAGCAGCUCGCGAGCGCUGCGCUCAGCAGCUCCCAAUGGCGCCACAGGAGGCUCGCCGCAACUUUGUGCAGACUAUUGCUUCAGUCGCUGAGAAGCACGGCCUGGAGUUCUCCUCCCACUCCCAUGACUGGAUCCUGCAGGUGCGUGACAAGGUUUCGGGGAAGCAAUGCUCCAUCUUCGGCUACACUUUUGAUGCCAACCCGGCCGCAGCAGUUGAGAUUUGCAAGGAGAAGGCAGCCACCUCCCUGGUGCUGGACAGCCACGGGGUUGCGCACCAUGUGUUCCUGAGCCCUGCGAAUCCAUUCACGGCCAACUACGUGCCCAAGGGCGGCAUGUGGGCCCCGGUGCAGGAAGUCGUCAACAAGCACGGCUUCCCCAUAGUGGUGAAGCCUCUCAAAGGCACAGGCGGCUUGGACGUUACCAAGGCCACCUGCUGGCGAGAAGCGGAAGCCGCUGUGCAGCACAUCUUCUCGAGGGAGUAUGGAUUGGCGGUGUGCCCGUACAAACCCGUGGUGGACGAGUAUCGCUGCAUUUGCCUUGAACAUGAGGUGCAGCUCACGUACCGCAAGGUGAGAAGUUCGGUCACAGGAGACGGCGAGCGCUCCGUGGGCGCACUGCUGGGGCAGCGCCUGAGCUCUGCUUCUCCUCAGGAAGCCGCAGGCCUCGUGGCCGCAGCCGCCGAGCUGCGCCCGGAGGAUUUGGCCAAAGUGCCAGGUAAGGGCGAGGCCUCUGCACUGCAGUGGAAGCACAACUUGGGUCAGGGCGCGUCAGUGGACCUGAAGGUGCCGAAGGACAUGGCAGCGCGCCUCGCAGAGGUGGCAAGCUCGGCAUCGCGGGCCAUCGGCAUGUGCUUCUGCAGCGUGGACAUCAUCGAAGUGGAGAAGGAGGGCCUGAUGGUUAUGGAGGUGAACGGGGGUGUGAUGAUGGACUCUUUGAUGGAGCAACUCGGGGACUCCGGCAAGGCCCUAGCUUUCCGGCUUUACGAGGCUGGGGUGCUGAAAGCGCUUGGCCGGUGAUCCGGAUCCGCCUUCGGCCUUGGGCAGAAACAAUGGCCGCUGGGCGUGGAGCGCGCCAUCUCCGCCCGAGCCGUCUCUACUGAUGCCAUCCCCAGCCACCGCUGGCAGACAUGAAACAAGAUGAGGCCAUGAGGCAUGAGGGAUAGAAGAUGUUGUGUCGGCGCUUUGGACCUGCAUAGUUA
Effrenium voratum is the source of this 1225-nucleotide messenger RNA. NCBI's taxonomy places the organism in Eukaryota, Dinophyceae, Suessiales, Symbiodiniaceae. The record is from the annotation of a GenBank genome assembly.